Megalops cyprinoides (Indo-Pacific tarpon) is the source of this 1885-nucleotide messenger RNA. Its product is annotated as netrin-3-like. The transcript is spliced from 6 exons. Lineage: Eukaryota; Metazoa; Chordata; Actinopteri; Elopiformes; Megalopidae. The record is from RefSeq and is a predicted model, not a curated record. Gene Ontology annotation, molecular function: protein binding. Bases 1 to 1833 code for a protein of 610 amino acids.
AUGAGUGGAGCCUGGAGGUGGCUGCUGGGCACAUGCUUCCUGGGCACGGUGGCCACCGGCACCAGCCACAACAGCAAUCCCUUCACGGCCCAGCAGACCUCACCCGACCCGUGUUACGACGAUAACGGCGCCGCGCGCCACUGCAUCCCAGAGUUCAUUAACGCCGCCUUCAGCCGGGAGGUGCAGGCGUCCAGCACGUGCGGCCGGCCCCCGUCCCGUUCCUGCGGCGCGGCGGAGCGGGACGGGAGGCCCGCCAUCCUCGCGUGCGACACCUGCGACGCUUCGGACCCGCGCCGCGCUCACCCGCCCUCCUACCUCACGGACCUCAACUCCGCCCACAACCUCACCUGCUGGCAGUCGGAGAACCUGCACACCUCGCCCCACAACGUCACGCUCACCCUCUCCCUGGGCAAGAAGUUCGAGAUCACCUAUGUCAGCCUGCAGUUCUGCUCGUUGCGCCCGGAGUCCCUGGCCAUCUUCAAGAGCAUGGACUACGGCAGGACCUGGACCCCUUACCAGUUUUACUCAUCCCAGUGCCGGCGCAUGUACAACCGGCCCAGCAAGGCCGUGAUCACCAAACAGAACGAGCAGGAGGCGCUGUGCACCGACGGACUCGCGAACUUCCAGCCGCUUUCCCCGGGCCUCCUUGCCUUCAGCACGCUGGACGGGAGGCCCUCGGGGAAGGACUUCGACAACAGCCCCGUUCUGCAGGACUGGGUGACGGUGACCGACAUCCGCGUGGUCUUCAGCCGGCCGCAGCUCCCCCAGGAGCUGGGAGGCGGGGUCCCGGGGGAGGGCCCCGCCGCGUCGCCGGGGACGGCGGCGGCGUACCACUACGCCGUGGGGGACUUCCAGGUGGGCGGGCGCUGCAAGUGCAACGGCCACGCCUCCCGCUGCCUGAAGGACAGGGAGGGAAGGCUGGUGUGCGACUGCAAGCACAACACAGAGGGGCCCGAGUGCGACCGAUGCAGGCCCUUCCACUACGACCGGCCCUGGCAGAGAGCGAACGUGCGCGACGCCAACGAGUGUCUGCCCUGUAACUGUAACCUGCACGCACGGAGGUGCCGCUUCAACAUGGAGCUGUACAAGCUGUCUGGAAGGAAGAGCGGGGGCGUGUGCAUGAACUGCCGGCACAACACAGCAGGCCGCCACUGUCAUUACUGCAAGGAGGGCUUCUACAGGGACCUGGGCCAGCCCAUCACACACCGGAAGGCCUGCAAAGCUUGUGACUGCCACCCGGUGGGAGCUGCUGGUAAGACGUGUAACCAGACGACGGGCCAAUGCCCGUGCAAAGAUGGGGUGAUGGGCAUCACCUGCAACCGCUGCGCCAAAGGCUACCAGCAGAGCCGCUCCACUGUGGCCCCCUGCAUCAAGAUCCCAGUGGUGAGCCCCACAGCUGUAGUCAGUAAUGCAGAGGAUUCUGCAGAUUGUGAGUCAUACUGUGAACCAGCAGUGAAUGGUAAUGUGAGGAUCAGCAUUAAGAGGUACUGCAAGAAAGACUAUGCGGUACAGGUGAACGUGCUUGACAUGGAGACGGUUGGAGACUGGGCCAAGUUCACGGUCAACGUGGUGGCGGUCUACAAGAGCCGCGGGGACCUGCUGAGGCGGGGCGACCACUUCCUGUGGGUCCACAUGAAGGACCUGGCCUGCAAGUGCCUGAGGAUCCAGAUAGGCAAGCGCUUCCUGGUGAUGGGCACCGGCGAGGGCGGGGCCGAGCGGGCGGGGCUGCUGGCCGACAAGGACAGCCUGGUCAUCCUGUGGAGGGACAUUUGGACGCGGCGGCUCCGGAAAUACCAGCGCAAAGAGUGGAAGGGCAAGUGCAACAAGGCAUGAUGGGAGAACACCUGCUUCGCGGCUCCCGUUGGAGUACCGCGGAUUGCAGAGG